Messenger RNA from Seminavis robusta, 2164 nucleotides. Lineage: Eukaryota; Bacillariophyta; Bacillariophyceae; Naviculales; Naviculaceae. The record is from the annotation of a GenBank genome assembly.
AUUUGAUUGGAAUCAUUGGAUUCAAAUGACGGUGUUGUUUUUGGAUGGUUCCAUGCUGUUCCGUGCCCUCAGUCAACUUUACCUGUCUAAUUUUGCUUUACUGGUUUCGCAGCUGGUAGAGAGCUCAUUCAUGUAUGUAGUAACCAUCCUUCCAGCUACAGUAUGAUAGCUAGCCUUGCCAUCACUGUCAACAUAUAGAUUGUAGCGCCACCAACCAUUCAUUCAUUAUCCACAGAAAGCAUAAAGUUUUGAAAGUACCAUGACGGCGGGAAACAACGACACUGUGGCAAGCAAGGCGCACUGCGACCGGCAAUACUACCUGACCAAGAACACGCAGCUCUAUUGGACCCUCCAGAACACGUGGACGUAUCCGUAUGCCCAGACGUAUGUCAACCGUCUCCUCCAAGAAGCACCGGCCGUCAAGGGACCCCUCAAUAAGCAGCUGGCCGUGAUCACGAACAUUGCGCUGAAUGGAUCGAGCUAUCAUGCGGCAGAAGAACUGGCGCUCUCCCUGGGUAUGCACUUGAUCCUCUUGAGUGGAAAGAAAUUGAGCAAAUUGAAACAAGUGGAAGAAGCGUUGCUACGAGAAGCCAGACAACGAGGAGUCGCCAACAACACCAAUUACCUCAAGCCGACCGUCUACAAGAUUCAAUACGACGACAAUAGUCUCUCCUCGGUCAUGCAAGCGGCACAGGAUGUCAUGGAAAUUGCCAAUAACGGCAGCAAGGAUGGAAAAUUCCAAUACAAUGGACAAAUUCCGGUUCUCAUCCACAAUCCAUCGGGAGUUACCGUGGCCUAUGAGACCACCAAAGAGGGCAUUGAAAUCAACGUGGCACGGAAUUUUGUGGCUCCUCACCUCUUGACAGAACAGUUGCUUCCCUGCUUGAAAAAGGCUGCCACAGACACUUUCAAACCACGCAUUGUGCAGGUCAGCAGUGUGGGGCAUUGUCAAGGCACCGAUUUCGAUCCCGAACGGUUUCUAGACAUGCCCGAAGAAGGUGGAGCUCCCGAUGGGACGUUGCAACAAACUCUGGUCAAUGAAGACGGCGACAACACUCAUGUCGCGGUCAAAGUCUAUGUCGAAAACGAAGAACUCGAUGGACCCGUCGUCAUGUAUUACCGAAGUAGAAUGGCAGUCAUUGCGGAUGGAAUUGCAUUGGCACGGGAAGAGCCAUCGCUGGCCCCUGUCAGCGUGUACCCGGGAUCAGUCUCGUCGUCGAGCAAAAAGUCACUGGGGAUUGCCGAAACCAUCUAUCAAACGGGAUUCUCCGUGUUCCAACUCUCCCCCCGACAAGCGGCGCGUGCGACCUUGCGAGCCGUUCUAGAUCCCAUCUUUAACGAUGGGUCCGUGAGCCACAUGAGAGGUGCCUAUCUGCAUUGCGAUGGCAAUGCCUGGACCGUGGCCGAUCCGACCGUGGAAGAUCCUGUCACCGGGGCACCCUACAUCUUGGACGAUUACGCGACAAAAGUGCGCGAGUGUGUCAAACGAUUGUUGUCCGAACGAAUUCAGCCGACAGCCGAUGGGCCAGAGACGACUCAUGGUGACGCGACAAAGUCGCAAGAAGACAAAGGGGAGUCGGACGAAAAGGCGGGAACCGAAAAAACAUCGGACGAAACAUCGGAGGAGCCCCCAAAAGAUCUGCUGAGUGGUGACGAUGAUGAUACCAAACCAGCUCUUGAAGAAAGCCAAGUGGUGCCUUCGGAAAAUGAUUCGGAGAAGCAGGGCGAGGAAUGAAUAAUGCGUUGGGACGUGAUCGAUCAGAGUUAGCCGGGGUUUGUAGCGGGGACAUGCGUGUACCAACAAAGAGUUGCUGUUCACCUUUGGAUGAUGGCAGACUCUUCACCGUCGGCCGACAAAGAUGAAAAGUUGUUUUCUUGUUGUAACUAUGUAGGUUUCAUUUUCAUUUCUCGAUCUACCAUUAUUCCAUGUAUUUACUUCCCUCUCCGAGACACAUACCAAACAUCCACUUAGAUUACUUACUCCACAAAAGAUCUGUUAUUAACAUACCCGCGGCCAGCUCAUAAGCACAGCUCAACCAGAAAAAGAAUUCUCUUCGUGGGAAUUCCAAAUCUUCUCAAUCUCACAUCAUUCGAUUGUUGUUGCUUCUCUUGCAACAAGAGCAGCAACAUGAUGCAUUGUGCUCCUAUAACAUGCAACUCCAAU